UCCAAUUUAAAUAGACGACUAUGUGGAGCUUGGAAAACUGGAUUCUGCUGGGUCUCCUAAUCCUCUUUGCUCCUAUUGACUGCUGGAAAUUGCCACCGAACGCAUGCACCGCCAAUGGAACUCGAGCAGAAUGUCCUACAUCAUGUCCUGACUCCUGCGAGUUCUACGGCUUAGGAUUUUGCAAUAAAAUGUGUGGAGCUCCAUGUGUAUGUAAGCCAGGAUAUGUGAUUAAUCCAAAAAUUCCAGCCUGUGUCCUGCUCUCCGAUUGCCCAAAAGAUGUAAUUAGAAAGCCAACUGGGGGUAGAGUAAUUCGCCACUUCAAAUGUUUUAGUAUGAAUAAGGAGUGUUUAAUACCACAGUAAAUGGUGAUAUAUACACAUUGAUUCAAAUAUUUUUGGUACGGAUUUACCCUUACGAACUGCUAUAUUUUUUUCCUUCCGACUAGAAAUUGACAAAUCUAUGAUUGAUUUUCUAUGGAGCUGGAGAUAUUACGCUCAACACAAUUCUCAGUUAUAUUCAGGCAGUGGAACUAAAUUAGUUUAAGACCAUUAAUUAUAUUCGUUUCUUCACAUUACAUCUUGGUUACUUUUUUAAAGAAAGAAAUUGAUAAAACACUUUAGGAUAUAUUUUAAUUAAAAGGCAACGUGAGCCAAAAUUAUUAUGUGGAAGUUGGAAAUAUUUGCCGUCGUGGGAUUGAUCAUUUGCUCGGUUAUUAAUUGCUAUGUUGAGAAGAUCGACUGCACCAUAAAUGGAACCCAGGCCGAUUGUCCCACAGCUUGUCCAGAAACUUGUAGGUACAUGGGCAAGGACAACUGCCUUUUGAUAUGCGGAGGUCCUUGUGUCUGCAACCCAGGAUAUGUUAUCAACCGGGAUAUUCCCGCAUGCGUCCUUCGCUCCGAUUGCCCACACGAUAUAAUACAGGAAAGAGGAGGACGUAGAAUGUCGAAUUUCGAUUGCUUUAGUGGAGUAAAUACUUGUAGUGCUCUAAAAAAUUAAUUCUUAUUAAAAUAGUUUAUAGGCCUAUUGACAUUACGAGACGAUACACAUAAAAAUACACAAUAAUAAAAUUGUAUUAUAUUUUUUAAAACAAAA
Drosophila takahashii is the source of this 1092-nucleotide messenger RNA. The record is from RefSeq and is a predicted model, not a curated record. NCBI's taxonomy places the organism in Eukaryota, Metazoa, Arthropoda, Insecta, Diptera, Drosophilidae.